This is a messenger RNA of Cornus florida, 1708 nucleotides long. RefSeq names its product APO protein 1, chloroplastic. Bases 225 to 1559 code for a protein of 444 amino acids. The record is from RefSeq and is a predicted model, not a curated record. The transcript has 5 exons. Gene Ontology annotation, molecular function: RNA binding. NCBI's taxonomy places the organism in Eukaryota, Viridiplantae, Streptophyta, Magnoliopsida, Cornales, Cornaceae.
UCCCAAUUUAACCAAGGAAAAUUAAAGUUCAAUCCCCAAACCUGAUUUUAUACUUCCUCCGGCGAACGCCAUAGCCACACAUAGUACAGCCUCUUUGUUGAACGUAGUACUGAAUAUUUUGUUUCAAUUACAGGAAUCUACAAGAGAAGAAAAGGGUUUUUAAGAUUUCCAACAUUUGGUGUAUUUUGGGGGAACAGAAAGUAUACAGACACAUUUUCGGAUAAAUGCUCCUGCAGUUUCCAGCAAUACCUAUUGCUCCAUGGAAUCCAUCUCAGAGGGGUGUUUGCCUUGGAGGAGUGGAUUGUAAGAGGUCUCAGUUACCAGCUUCAAGGUCAUGUUUUCUUGGGCUGAAGUUUGAGUAUGAACGGCUUCAUACCUAUGUGCCAACGACUUCAGGGGCCUUUGUUUGCGCUGGCCAGAGGCCUCCUCGAUAUCAUACCAAAAAGAAGCAGGUGGUACAUCCUCAAAAUGUGGAUCUUCCCCCCAUCCUUCCCAAAAAAAAGAAGAAACCUUAUCCAAUUCCUUUGAAGAAGAUCCAGCAGGUAGCAAGGGCCAACAAAAAACUUGCAGAAAUGGGAAUAGAGAAGCCUCUUGAGCCUCCUAAAAAUGGACUACUUGUACCUGAUCUUAUUCCAGUUGCUUAUGAAGUGUUAGAUGCUUGGAAAAUACUAAUUAAGGGACUUGCACAGCUUUUGCACAUAGUUCCCGUCUAUGCUUGCAGCGAGUGCUCGGGAGUUCAUGUGGCCCAUGCAGGUCACAGCAUUCAGGAUUGCCAUGGUCCGACUGGUGCGCAGCGCAGAAGCUAUCACUCAUGGGUGAAGGGUUCCAUUAAUGAUGUACUUCUUCCUAUUGAGUCAUACCAUAUGUAUGAUCCUUUUGGACGGCGCAUUAAGCAUGAGAGUAGGUUCGACUAUGACAGAAUUCCAGCAGUUGUGGAGCUAUGCAUCCAAGCUGGUGUUGAUUUACCAGAAUAUCCUUCGCGGCGAAGGACUGAACCUGUCCGAAUGAUUGGAAGAAAAGUGAUAGACCGAGGUGGAUUUGUUGACCCUCCUAAACCGUGUCACUCUGAGGAUUCAGCUUCAUCACUUUUGGAUCUUGACACGCACAGGGCUUUUGAGCGAUUCUCCGCUCCUAAAAUGUCAGAGGUUCCAACUAUUGCUAAGGAGACCAUUAUUGCAUACGAGAAAGUGAGAUGGGGUGUGACUAAGUUGAUGAGGAAGUACACAGUGAAGGCUUGUGGGUAUUGCUCGGAAGUUCACGUUGGGCCUUGGGGUCAUAAUGCUAAGCUUUGUGGGGAAUUCAAGCAUCAGUGGAGGGAUGGGAAGCAUGGUUGGCAGGACGCGACGGUGGAUGAAGUGUUUCCCCCUAAUUAUGUAUGGCAUGUUCAGGAUCCAGAAGGACCUCCAUUGAGGAGCGCAUUGAAGAGGUUCUAUGGGAAGGUUCCUGCUGUGGUAGAAGUGUGCAUGCAGGCGGGUGCACAAAUACCUAACAAGUACAAACCUAUGAUGAGGCUUGACAUUGUCGUCCCAGAGAGUGAGGAGGCGUUCUUAGUUGCAUGAUGAGGUUUGUCAAGAUUAUAUAGGCUUUAUAUGUGCAGCAUUUAAAACUUUCAAGAGUAUAUUCACAUUUGAUGUACAGCUUUCUGUAUGUAACUGCUCAAACCUCCAAAUUUGAAGGGUAGUACUAUAUAUGCCUUGUGUUUGAAGUA